GACAGGAAACCGGCGUGAGCGGCCAAAGAAGGAGGAAAGUCAUAUUCAGGAGAAACGAGUAGAGAGCAAAAUCCAGAUAAAGGUGCGUGAUGCUCAUCCAGGCAGCCCCAAGCCCCCUGAUGAGGACCAAGGACAGCAGGGACUACACCAUGAACACUGGGUCCUGCCUGAGUACCAGCACCAUGGCCAUCCCCACCAUCACUGGCAGCAGUGCAGCCCUGAGUGCCUGCAGCAGCAGCAACACCAGUGCCCACCCUGCCAGCUCCACAGGGACCCACAUAUGCUGCCCAAAGAAGCAAGACAAAUCGAAGAAGAGGGUCAUCUGGGGCAUCGAGGUGGCUGAGGAGCUGCAAUGGAAAGGCUGGACGCUGGGGAAGGAGGUCACCAAGAACCUGACUCUGAAAAAUCUAUCCUUGAAAAUCCAGAAGGUGAAGUACAGGCCCCCCAAGACCAAGUUCUUCUUCACAGUCAUCCCCCAGCCCAUCUUGCUGAGCCCGGGCAUAACCUUCACGCUCCCCAUUAUCUUCCGGCCUCUGGAGGAGAAGGAGUACACAGACCAGCUGUGGUUUGAGAAAGCAGAGGGGAUGUUCUGUGUGGACCUGAGGGCCACCCUGCCAUGCCACAGUCUGAUCUGCCCACGAUCCCUGCAGUUGCCCAUGUGUGCCGUGGGGGACAUGGCUGAGGCCUGGUUCUGCCUGGAUAAUGUGGGGGACCUGCCCACCUUCUUCACCUGGGAGUUCCCCAGCCCGUUCCAGAUAGUGCCCACCACGGGGCUGCUGGAGCCAGGCCACUCCUCUUGCAUCAAGGUGACCUUUCACCCCGUCAUGGCCACCAUCUAUGAAGUUCAGGCCAUAUGCUGGUAUGGAGAGGCCAGCAAGCAGAAAAGCAGCAUCCAACUGCAGGCCGUGGCCAAAUGUGCCCAGCUGCUGGUGAGCAUAAAGCAGAAGCGACCAGAGGACCAGGAUGCUGAAGGCUUCCAGAAAGUGUUGCACUUCGGCUCUGUUGCUGUGGGCUGCACUGCUGAGAGGCAGAUCAAGCUCUAUAACCCUUCUGCGGUGAGCGCCCCCUUCAAGAUCGAAGUGGCCCCAGACGUGCUGGCCAAAGAUCACACCUUCUCAUGCCCCACGACCAAUGGCAUUGUGCUUCCAGGAGAGAAGAAAUUCGUGUCAGUGUUCUUUCACCCCAAGACCUUGGACGUCAGAACUAUUGACUACUUGUCCAUCAUGCCCUCUGGCUGUGCCUCCCACACCCUGCUCAAAGUCGUUGGUUUCUGUAGAGGUCCUGAGGUGUCCCUGCAGCACUGCUGCAUCAACUUCGGCUGGGUCAACCUUGGGGAGAACUUGGAGAAGUCCCUGUGGAUUGAGAACAAGUCAGACUGCAGAGCCUACUUCCAGUUUGCCAUUGACUGCCAAGAGAGUGUCUUCAACAUCAGACCUACCUUUGGGACCCUGGUGGGCAAGGCCCGCAUGACCUUGCUCUGCACCUUCCAGCCCACUCACCCCAUCAUCUACUCUCGGCGAGUGGCCUGUCUCAUCCACCACCAGGACCCACUGUUCCUGGACCUGAUUGGGACCUGCCACUCAGACAGCACCAAGCCAGCCAUCCUGAGACCUCAGCACCUCGCUUGGUACCGCACACACAUCGCUCGGGGCCUGACGCUCUACCCUCCUGACAUCCUGGGCACCAUGCUGAGGGAGAAGAAGCUGGAGCAGGACAAGAAUGGGGCCCUCAUGAUUCCUGCUGAGGACCGGGAGAACGUGUCAGCCCCACAGUGUCCUCCGAUCCCCCCCAUGACUGAGUAUGUCUUUGAUGGUACCGGCGACAUAGCCAUCUUCCCUCCGCCUGUCAGCAUAGAGCCCACUGAUGUGGAUUUUGGUGCCUGCCCCGGGCCUGGGGACCCCAACUCUGUCCCCCUGUGCCUGAUGAACCACACAAAAGGCAAGAUCACAGUGGUCUGGACACGGAGGUCUGACUGCCCCUUCUGGGUGACCCCAGACACCUGUGAUGUGCCUCCGCUCAAGUCCAUGGCCAUGCGCCUGCACUUCCAUCCGCCUUACCCUAACUGCUUGUGUGCUGUGGAACUGGAGGCCUUCGCUGUCUAUAAGGUCCUGCAGAACUACCAUAACAUCGAGGAGGACUGUACCGUGUGCCCCUCCUGGUGCCUGACCGUCCGCACACGAGGCCAUAGCUAUUACGCUGGCUUGGAGCACCACAUUCCUCAAUAUUCUCUGGAUGCCCCCAAGCUCUUUCCUGCAGUGUCCCCCAGCGAGCCCUCCUACCGCAGCCUGCUCUUGAUCAACAAAGGCUCCAUGCUAUUGACCUUCAACCUGGCCCCCCAGAGCACCUCAGACAUCUCCCUGCGGCCCAGCUCAGGCCUCGUGGCCCCCGGAGCCCACCAGAUCUUCUUUAUCUGUACCUACCCCAAGGGCAACUCUUGGAAACAGCACAUUUUCUACCUGCAGUUCAAUUUUUGUCCCCAAUAUCUCAAGGAGGUAAGCAUGCAGAGCCGGGAGGAGCCACUGCGGCUGAAUCUGGACACCUGUAAGAGCGUGUUCUUCAAGCCCACGUGGGUGGGCUGCUCCUCCACCAGCCUCUUCACCUUCCGCAACCCCUCGCGUCUACCCCUGGAGUUUGAAUGGAGGGUCUCCCAGCAACACCGAAAGAUGCUGGCCGUCCAUCCUGCUAGGGGACUUAUCCAGCCCAGUGAGAGCCUUACAGUGACGUGGACCUUCAGCCCUCUGAAGGAGACCAAGUACCUAUUCCGAGUGGGGAUGUGGGUCUGGGAAGCCGGUCUGCCCCCAGACACCAAGCCCUCCGCUACCACCCACUACAUGCUCCGGCUGGUGGGCAUGGGCGUCACCAGCAACCUCUCCGCAAAGGAGAAGGAGCUGGACUUCGGGAACCUGCUGGUAAACAGCAAGCAGUCCAGGUUGCUGGUGCUUUUGAAUGACGGCAACUGCACCCUGUAUUACCGUCUGUCCCUGGAGCAGUGCAGCCCUGAGGUCGUGGGCGACAGCCCCCUUGCUUUGGAAAUGGACCGCACAGAGGGGAGCAUGCCACCCCGGUCCCAGGACACCAUCUGCCUGACAGCUUGUCCCAGCCGCCGGUCCCAGUACUCCUGGAUUGUCAGCUACUCCCUCCUCUCUCACAGAGAUAACAAGGCUGGAGAGAAGCAGGAGCUGUGUCGUGUCUUCCUGACGGCUGUGUACCCCUUACUCUCCGUCCUGGAUGUCUGCUCCAUGGGCAGCGCCCAGGGCAUCACCCGGAAACACCUGUGGCGCCUCUUCUCCCUGGACAGGCUCAACAGUUACUUGGAGCGUGACCCCACCCCUGGGGAACUCACCUAUAAGGUGCCCACCCGGCACAGCACAAGCCAGAUCCCCACCAUCUUCACCCCUCUGAAGCUCGACUUCAAUUUUGGAGCAGCACCAAUAGAGGCCCGACCCUCCGUGGUGCUCCUGGCCCUGAAGAACACUGGAGUGGUGCACCUGGACUGGGCGUUCCUCUUCCCAAGUGACCAGCAGAUUGACCUGGAGCUGUGGGCUGAACAAGCAGAGCUUGACAGAACCGAGCUGCACCAAAUGCGUGUACAAGACAACUGCAUAUUCUCCAUCAACCCCAAGGCUGGGAGCCUGGGUCCUGGGCAAGAGCAGUUGGUGGAGUUCACAUACAGCCACCUGUUCAUUGGCACUGAUCGCCUUCCAGUGCUCUUCAAGGUGUCCUAUGGCCGUGAGAUCCUGCUAAAUUUCAUAGGUGUGACAGUGAAGCUGGAGCAAAAGUAUGUGCACUUCACCUCCACUAGCCACCAGUUCAUCCCUGUCCCCAUUGGUGACAGGCUGCCCCCAAGGCAGAUUUAUGAGCUAUAUAACGGUGGCUCAGUGCCUGUGACAUAUGAGAUCCAGACAAACAUCCUGUCUCAGGUUCAGGAAAACAAUUUUGAUCACCCCAUCUUCUGCUGCCUCAACCCCCAAGGGGAGAUCCAGCCAGGCACAACGGCUCAGGUCUUGUGGAUCUUCUCACCAAUUGAGGCCAAGACCUACACAGUGGAUGUGCCCAUCCACAUCCUAGGAUGGAACUCAGCCAUCAUCCACUUCCAGGGAGUGGGCUAUGACCCCCAUGUCAUGCGGGACACAGCCCCCUUCCACAACAUCUCCUCUUGGGACAACGACUCCAUACAUUCUAGGCUGAUGGUUCCUGGACAGAAUGUCUUCCUAUCCCAGUCUCAUAUCUCCCUGGGAAACAUUCCUGUGCAGAGCAAGUGCAGCCGCCUUUUGUUCCUCAACAACAUCUCCAAGAAUGAGACCAUUGUCUUUGAGUGGCAGCUGAAGUCUCUAGACUUUGGGGAGGUGUCUGUGAGUCCUAUGAGAGGGAAGGUGGCUCCUGAAGAGGGAAUCCCAUUCGUGGUGACCCUGAAGGCCUCAGUGCAUGCCAGCUUCUACAGCAUCGACCUAGUGUGCAAGGUGCACCAGCAGGAGCUUCUGAAUCAGUACCAUAAGGAGCUACAAAAGUGGAAGAGUGAGGAGGUGCGACAGAAAGUGGAAUUCACCAUCACUGAUAAGAAAGUAAAGAGAAGGGCAUAUUGUACAGCCUGUGAACCUGUGAGGAAGUACAAGACGCUGCCCCCCAUCAAGAAUCAGCAGCCUCUCAACCGGCCUGCCAGCUGGAAACUUAAGAUCUCAAAGGAGGAGACACCCUGGCUAUGUCCUCAGCCGCCCUCACCAACCAUGCUGUACUUGGGCCUCACUGCCCGUGCGCACGCCACCGACUACUUCCUGGCCAACUUCUUCUCCAACUUUCCCCACCACUUCUUGCACCGGGAGCUGCCAAAGAGGAAAUGCCCCAGGGAAGAGUUGGAGGCUUCUGAGGAAGGAUCCCCUGACCAGGGAGGCCCUGUCUCCAAGCAAGAGAAGCAGCUUUUGGUUGACUGUCUCACCACCAUCAUCAGGGGUCUUCUAGAAGACAAGAUCUUCCAUGAGGCCGUGAACCAAAGCCUGGUGGAGAAGAUACCUUAUUUCUGCCAGUUCUGGAGCGAGCAGUCAGCUAAGUUCAAGGCCCAGAACAACAGCCUACACUUAGUGCCAGUCCUGUCUCCAUCCUCCAGCAGCUGGGAGGAAGACGAAGACAAGGAGCAGAAGGAGGACAAACUGAGCCUGGGGAAGAAAGAAGAGGAGGAAGAGGAGGAGACAAGCGAAGAGGAAGAAGAGGAACUGGAGGAGGAAGAGGAGGAAGAGGAGGAUGUCGAAGAGGUGGAGGAGACAAUCAACGGGGGGCUGGAGGUGGAGGAGGUGGAGAAGGAAGAGAAGUUGCCCUUGAUUGAGCCUACACAGCCAGGCAUGUCCCAGGAAUCCCUGAAAUGGCGGUGGGAGCAGCAGCUGAAGGUCAUAAUGAAGGAGGAGCAAGAGCAGGAUGAGAAGGAGGCGAUCAGCCGUCUCCCGGCGUUUGCCAACCUGCAGGAGGCGCUGCUGGAGAACAUGAUCCGGAACAUCCUGGUGGAGGCGAGCCGAGGGGAGGUGGUGCUCACCUCCCGGCCGCGCGUCAUCGCCCUGCCGCCGCUCAGCGUUUCCAGGAUUGCGACUCCAGACUUGCUGGCGGCAGCAUCCCUCGGGCUGCAUCAAGGAGAGGUGCCCCUGGUGGCGCCGCCCCCUACCAACACUCAGCUGGCGUCGGCGCUUAGCCCCACGGACUUGCUGCCCUAAGGACCCCUCCCUCUCCACCGCCCGCCAGUAAAGCAUCUGGCCUUUUUAUUCCCCCCUGUA
Suricata suricatta (meerkat) is the source of this 5756-nucleotide messenger RNA. RefSeq names its product cilia and flagella associated protein 65 (gene CFAP65). The transcript has 34 exons. NCBI's taxonomy places the organism in Eukaryota, Metazoa, Chordata, Mammalia, Carnivora, Herpestidae. The record is from RefSeq and is a predicted model, not a curated record. Bases 90 to 5696 code for a protein of 1868 amino acids.